GACGCCACAUUACAUAACCUAAAAGGAAUUUCUCAAAAUUUGACAUUCCUAAACAUAUAACAGAUUUUCUUGAUUAUUCGGUUCGUAACGGAAUAGAAAUGGGUGGCAAACACAAACAGGCGCAGAGAACUAAAAACAACGCACGACCAUCGAGCUCGGGUCGCAGCGCUGAACUACUUGGUAGUACAAUACCCCAAUUCACAGGUUUCUCGACUAUUAAAGAAACCCCAUACGUUUUUCCCUCUUACGGUUCUGGUAUGGAAGAAAUAAAUGUGAAUAUCGAUUCAUCUUUUCAACUUGUUUUGAAGAAAAUGAGUAAGAAAGAUUCAACGACAAAGUUAAAGGCGCUUCAGGAAUUUACAGAAUUAGUAACGUCUUCUGAACAAGAAGCUGUAAAAGCUGUAUUAGUGUUUUGGACAAGGAUUUAUUGUGUAUUGGCUACAGAUACGGAACAUAAAGUUCGUGAAGCUACCCAAAUUGCACAUUAUCAAGUUGUUUUGAAAGUUAAAAGAAAUCUUGCGCCACAUUUGAAGCAAUUAAUCGGGCCAUGGUUUACAUCCCAAUACGAUACUUACGCUCCAGCUGCUUCAGCGGCUAUAAAAUCAAUCGAAGAUGCUUUCCCUAAGAAUAAAGCACAAGAAGCCAUCGUGUUCUGCCAAGAAGAAAUAUUGACUUAUAUUUACGAAAACUUAAUGGUGCAUACAUCAAAAAGUUUAAAUGUAACAAAUGUUUUAAAAGAAGAUGCUGAUGCUAAAUACGAACGGGUGGUUAUUUCAAGUUUGAUGGGUUACGCUUUGUAUUUGGAUAAAUUGGAUAAAGAACAAAUAGAGAAAGCUAAAGAAAAAAAUUUAAUGAUUACCUCAAAUCAAAUUUUUUGGAAGUUUUGUAAGAAUGAAGCCGUACCGAUUAGAAGUGCUUGGUAUAAUGUUUUAAAAUCGCUUUGCCAAAAAGUUCCUGAGUUUAUAAUCAACAAUUCAAAGGAAGUUGUUAAUUCUGUGUUUCAGAAUUUAGAUGAGAGUGAACCUACCGUUUUAUUUGCAGUUUGGGAGGCUACUUUACUUGUUAUAACAACAGUUGAGAAUUGGUGGACAUACGUCAGCAUAGAAAAAUUAGUUCUUCCAAAACUAUAUAAAUUACUUCGUGAAGCAGGACGAGGAAAUGCUACGAUGAUAUUCCCAAAUUUAUUACCUUUAUUAUCAAAUUUACCACCGACGAUAGAUGCGGAAACAUUUUAUUUCAAAUAUUUUGAUAACCUCCAAACAGGAUUAAAAUUAAAAACCACGAUUUCAAUCAGAUCAGAAUCCACAGCAAUUUGUACAACGUACAUGGAAUGUUUACAAUAUUUAAUAAUGAAAAAUCAAUCCAACAUGUAUUUAUGUGAAAAAUUAAUUAAAACCGAAUUACUUCCAAUGAUUGAAUGGGGUUUAAUGGAAAAUCAAUCCGUUUAUAAAUCAUUAUUUAAUCAAAUUUCAAAUUUAGUCCAAUAUUGGCAUAGAAAUCGAAACGAAACCGAUUUUUCUAAUUACGGAAAAUAUUUAGAUUAUUUUUGGAGUAACGUUCAAUCGUUAUUCGAAGGGUUAUUAAUGAACGAGGAGCAAAGUCGCGAAAAAAACGCUUUAUCCGAAUUGGCACUGAAACAAAUUGAAUUUUUAAUGUCCUUGAAACACAUUUCGAAACCAAAAAAGCAAAUGAAAGUGCAAUUUACAGAAAAUUUAAUCACUACGGAACAAAGUACCAUUAAAUCAAAAGAAAAAUGUGAUGAAACUUAUUUAGAUGCGUUAAACGGCUUGGUUUUUAAACUUUGCGAGUUGUACGUUAACGUUAUAAAUGAGAGGCUUUCUAAAGAAUUAGUCGAGCAUUUAUACAGUGUUAUUACCGAAUUUGAAAAUAAAAACUUUUUCUUUAAAUUAAACGAAGUAAUCAAUAAAGAUGGUGCUCUAGUAGAUUUAUACGAUAAUUUAUUAUCGAAAUGGUUAAAUUCCGGGUAUAUUUGUACCGAAUCUGUGGUUGGAUUGGUUUUUAUUUUAUUAAAAUAUUGCGAAAAUAAAGAUAAAUUAAAGAUAUUGGAAUCUUUCGAAACUUUACCAAUGGAUCGUUUCGGUUGGUGCUUACAAAGUGCUUUAUCUCAUCCUUAUAAUCAAGACGAUGUUAUUCACGAAUGGUUGAGUAAUCCGAAAGUUGAUGAGUACUUAGUGAAAUUAGCCCAAGAUAUUGUUAAUUCAGAAAGCGAAAAUGAUGCGAGUAAUUUGUUAAAAAUGGCUUUUACUGAAGGAGAACAAGGCGAAUUAUUCGUUAGUAACUCCACCGUUCAAAAAAUCAUCGAAAUUCUCACAAAAUGCUUAAAAUCCCCAUUAGAACAUAUGCACUCUUUAGAUAACACCGGCAGUUUCACCGCUUAUCUUUGUUCGAUUUUAUAUACAGAGAAUAAUAAAUUAAAAUACGGAAGUGAUUUAUUAAAAGAAAUCUUUAAAUUACUUUGUAACGCCAAGUACGAAAAAGAUACAAUAACAAAAGAUACAAUUUGGGAAUUGCAAACUUCCGUUUACGAUUCAAUCGAGAUUUUAUGCGGCGUCGUUUCGAUUGAUGAGGUAAAAGAAAUUAUUUUGGACUUCUCAAAAAUAAUUGAAACGAAAUUAUUCGGUUCUAAUAAAAGGUUGGAUAUCGAAUCGGUUUAUAAUUUAAUUAUGGGGUUAAUUAAAAGUGUUAAAACGUCUGAUGAACAAAUUUAUACCGCCGAGUUGUUGUUUGAUAAAGAAUUUAUAAACGAUUGGAGGAAAAAAAUUGUUGAAAUGGGAACUGUUGGUGAAUAUAUUAAUGGGAAAUUAUCAUCACCAAAUGAAAAACUUAACGUUUCCUCAGACCAAAUUAAUUUGGAGAAUUUAUUAAUGUUUUCUGAAUAUUUACUUUUAAAAUUAAAAAUUUAUUCUACCUGUCUUGCUAGGUUUAAUUUAAUUUUCGAACCAGAUGAGGUAACUAAUGAAGUUAAUAUUAAUGAAUUAGAAAAAGAAAAGGAAGAUUACGAAGAAGAAAUUGAUGAUGAUAUUGAUCCAACUUUAGUAAUCGAACAAACAACGGAUGAUUUCGAUAUUUUAUGCCACCUUUUAUAUGAUUACACCCUUAUCGCAACAAUUUUAGACAAUUAUAAAUGCACGGAUAUUUAUGACCAAUUACAAGAUGUUUCAAUAACUUGUUUUGUAUAUCUUGAAAGUAUCAUAAAAAAACUUGAUGAUAUUAACGAAUAUUUAUUGAUGAAAAUCGAGCAAUGUUGGUUAUGGGAAAAAACGAUUUAUGAUUAUAACGUUUUAUUUAAAAACCAAUCGAAAUUAGGUUUUUAUAAAUGGUAUAACGAUCGAAGUAAAUUGUAUAAUAUUUCUUGGAAAAAUAUAAUCGGGGAUAUCCCAUCGAAUAAUCGUUUAAAAACCAAAGUGCCUUUAAUAGAAGAAAUUGUAGCUUUUAGGAACUUUUCGAAAGGGGAAAAUAUGGAGAAAGUUGAUGAGUUAUUUUUGAAAAUUGAAGAUUAUAAAAAAAGCGUUGGGGAAGAAUUUUAUGGAUUAAACUUUGCCAUAUGGAGUGAUACAGAGAAAUCAACCGAAAUCUUGCGUUUUUGCAUAGAAAUCUUAGACAAUUUCGAUAUUGACAACUUAAACGACCAACAUUGGGAUUUCAUUAUAAUAUCAUUAACAUCAUGGGCUUUAAAAAUUUCCGAUAUCAAAGUUGUCUAUAAAAAUAUCCAGAUUCAAUCUUUUAUUGCGUCCGUGUAUAAUUUAUUCGCCCGGAUAGAACGUUAUUUAAAACAAUUAGAUCCAAAUUCAAAACGAGUUAAGGAAUUUCAAGAUGUUUUUGCCGAAGACGUUCAUAAUAGUUUUAUGGAGAUUUGGCUUUAUCUCACUGAACAAGUUUUGAAAGAUGUUCAAGUUAAGACGACACUUUUACCGUUUCUUCAACACAUCGGGAGCGUGAUUAAAUAUGUAAACCAUGAGUAUAUUUUCAAGAAGGAUGAUAAUUAUUGGACGAAAUUAACGAAGCAAUGUUGCGCGUUAUUGGUGAAUCAAUCGAGUAUUUUACAAAUGUGGGGUUAUGAAAUGCUGAAAGUUUUAAAGCCGGGUUUUAUCGAAAUGGAUUCGCAAACUUUAAAUUCGAACACUCCAAAUGAGAAAGGAUUAAUUCUUGAGAAAUUUAAGAAUAUUUUGCAUAAAACUCAAGAGAUUGUGCAUAUUUUGUUAAGUGCCAUGAAAUUGGGAGAAGAUAGCUGUAGAGUACAACCCCACACCGAUUCUUACACUUACACUUUCGCUUAUACAUUACUUUGGGACUUUCUACAUUUAUUAAGCGAAGCAUCUUCGGCUGAUUUGCGUUUUGAAUACGCUGAGUGGUUAAAAAAUAAUAAUUAUUUAAACAAAUUAUUAGUACAUUUAUUUAAAUUGAUGCCCGGGGAAGUUUUAUUUUAUGUGCCUUCAGAAUCGAAAAUUAAGCCGUAUUCGGAUUAUUUUAGAAGCAAAUUUGAGUUAUCAAUGUUCGAACCAACAAGUAGUUCAACUUUAGAAAGAAUCGUUUGUUGGGUCUUUUUUAUGUCCAUGUCGCAAUUACCAGCUUUCGUACGCCAAUGGUGGACUGAUUUAGAAUCGAGAAGUAGUCAAAUCGUUGAAAGGGUUACAUCUGCAUAUGUUUCACCUCAAUUGUGUAAUGAGGAAUUAGAGGAUGUUGCGCAACAUGAAACUAAAUUCAAAAAUAUGGUGAUAAAAAUUCAUCCAACUGUACGAGAAGUUGUAGCAAUUUACACUGUUGAUGAUAUUCAAAUGGAUUUGGUGAUAACUUUACCGGUUAAUUACCCUUUGGUGGGGCCUGAUGUUCAAUGUAACAAACAAAUUGCGGGGUCUUCUCAUAAAAAUUGGUUAAUGCAACUCAAAAAAUGUUUGAGAUAUCAG
This is a messenger RNA of Onthophagus taurus, 4925 nucleotides long. NCBI's taxonomy places the organism in Eukaryota, Metazoa, Arthropoda, Insecta, Coleoptera, Scarabaeidae. The record is from RefSeq and is a predicted model, not a curated record.